UUGCUUUUUUUUAAAUCAGUUUAAGUUCAUGUCAGAGUACAGGAGAAUUAAAACCUUUUGUUAAAUGCAUAUUUGGAAAGUGUCAUACAUUGCUAAUGACAUGAUAAUAAUGCCUGGAAAUUUGGUUUGCAUAAUAAGCUGUAUUUAUGAAUUGCCCAAGAAGUACAACAAAGUAAAUAGUAGUCUGUUGACAGAACAAAUACACAUCCUGACAAUGCCAGUGAGAUUGCAAUGCAUGAAAAUGUACUCACUGUUUGAACCUCUGAAUGUUUCAAAAGAUGGGGAAAUGUCUGAUGCGGAGGAAGAGAAGACAUUCCUGCACUCUGUGGAGGACACAGACAAGGAUAACCUCACUGUGACAGAGACGGGUGAAGAGACUAACACACCUGAGAAGCCUGCCCAUGAUGAAGGUCACAAGAGACCAGAUAUGGACAUUGAGGAGGAUGGCAGGUACUUUAACAGAAACAAAGACAAUCAGCUGAGCUCUAAAACUCCAGAAGAAAUCCAGAGGGGCCCUCAAACUAUUUUGGAAAACAUCUUGGACAUGGGACUUAGUGUAGGCAUGGAUCACCCUCCCUCAGGAUCUCUGGAGUCACCUCCUGUCACUGAUUUCCAUGAAGAGAAGCACAGUGGUUCAUCAUUCGUAUCAGUGCUAAUUUUAUCUGGUAGUCUCGUCACCCUGUUUUAUGAGUACCUUGGAAUAUAUGGUGUUAUGCCGCAGUCGAAAGGAGACUCUCCGACUUCAAAAGAUGUGCAGACGAAGAAUGCAGUAAGUAGACAAGGAUCUACAGCGAGGCGGCGUAUCCGGCGCCAGUCGGCGGCCGCAGGAGGCAGGAGAGCGGGCCCAGCCCCCCCAGCAGCCACGGUGGCCCCAUUGCAGCCGGCGAGGGAGGUGGGUGGACGCCCAGGUCAGUGGCUGGGUCAUGGGCCGGAAUCUUUGGUAGGGGUUACAUCUCCACAACAACUGAUCUUUGAAACAUUUCUCUCCACAGUGCUCCUGUGCAGGGGGAAAGCUUUCAGUGAUUUCACCGGACCAGACUGUCGGUUUCUGUCAUUUAAAAAAGGAGAGACUAUAUAGGUCUACUAUAAACUCUCAGGCAGACGGACAGAUAUAUGGGCAGGGAGUGUUGGUAACCGCUUUGGUUACUUCAAUAAGGACCAACUUGUAAUCAAUCACAUAUACACUGAAAAAGAAUUGGAGGUUCCUUCUGAGGAAACCGACUUUGUUUGCUUUGACACUGGACACGAUAAGUUUGACAGUUAUGACAUUGAUUCACUGUUAGGCUCCUCUUUAUUGUUAACAGACAAGGAGGAAUCUGUGCAAGUAACCACAUAUACUUUUGACCUAACCAAAAGUGCUGAGAGCACCACAGUGGAAGUGGAUAAGCCUACACCUGAAGUGACAAUGUCAGAAAAUUAUGAGAUUGAUAGGGAUGUUCCUGAGGACAUUGAUAAGGUUGUAGAGGAGGUUCCAGAUGAGGUUGUAGAGGAGGUUUCAGAUUAUGAAGAUCUGAGACAUUUUGAGCCUUUAGAGUCCUCUCUGCCUCAGCCUGAAACUCUUGACACAAAGGGAGUGGAAUCUGACACUGUACUUGAGACCACAGCUGAGAGGAUCAAAGAUUACCUUCAGAAAGAUCAGCAGAGGACAGAGGACUCUGUGCCGGACAGUGUUGUUGAACCAGAGGAAGGUGAGACCAAAGAAACCCCCUCAGAACCUCUAUCCAAAGAUGAUCCUGAGUUAAAGAAUGCACCUGAUGGUUUUUCAGAAGGCAGACCUAUCCCUGAGUUAAAAACGUUUGAUGCUGUCACCUCUGAUGAUGAGGACACUUGGAAGGUGACUCCAUAUGACGAGGAGGACGAGGAAAGUGACAAGUUUGAAUAUCAGCAGGAUGAGGAAAGUGAUUAUCAUCUCAGGGAAACUCCAUUGCUGGCUUUUUCUGAAGAACCUUCUAAUUUGGAACACAAGAACAUUCCGGAAUCUGAUCAGACAGAUGAGGAAGACAGUCUAUCAGAGGUACCUCAUAUACAGAAACAGGACUCCAAGGACAAUAACCUGUGGUCUUCAUUUGGUGAUACAGUUUUUAACAUUGUCAGUGGUGGGGAAAGAAUAGCUCAUGUUGCCGGUUCAGAGGAAGAUGACGAGGAUGAUGGCGAAGGUGAAAUGACACCAGAGGAGUCUCCCAAAAUUGAAGAACCCAAGGAGUCAGAGGAAGCAGAACAGCCACAUGAGCUAAUCUUUGAGGAACCUGCAGACUCUAAUUACAGUGAGGAUGCUGUCAAAGUACCUGAUGAGGAUUCCCAGACGUUGCAGUUUGAGGAUGAAUCUGAAGAAGGUGACAUUGAACCUUCAACACCUCCUGCUGAUGAGGCAAGUCCCUUUGAACACACUGAGGAGGCUUUAGCAGAGAACCUUACAGUAGAUGACAGCCCAGUCCCUAAACAGCUCUCAAAGACAGACAUGCUCUCAGACUUUGAUAGUAAAAUUAACGAAUCAGAGCAGAAACAAGCUGUCGAAGAGUCACAAGUAGAUAAUACAUUGAAACAGGGUGGUACAGAGCUUUUCAGACGAUUUCGAGAACCAUGCCAGAAGGUCCCAGAUCUAAGUAAAAAAACAAUGGUGAAAGAGAGCCAUCAAGAACUCCUCAUAGAGGAGGAGGAUUCAAUACACCUAGAGGGGGAAGAGAUUGAGGAAGAGUUGCUGGAGGAUGAAAAUGCAUCAUUGUGUUCAUCCAAAACUGAGCACAGUGAUGAAAAGGACAAAGACAGUCUAUCUGAAUUUGGGUCAGAGCAACCCAAUAAUGAUACACAAACCGAUGUUGUAUCCAGUGAUGUGUUGGAUGUGGUCCAACACGACGAGGCAAUUGACAUAGAACCUAAGGUGCAUGAGACUGAGAAGGAUGCUGAAAGCCACACACCCUCACUUGAAGAGAUGGUUCCAGAUCCCUUCCCAAGCAAAGAGCCGAAAUACAGUGACGAUGUGUUGAGGCUGACACUAUUGCGAGACCACUUUAAGGAGGAGGAUAUGGAGCGCUUCCAAAAGAUUCUGGGUCUUCAGAACCUCUUUAGGGUGGAGUUCCUGUUCUCUGACCUGGAGCAGGAGCUGAAGGCUGCCCGGCUGUCCCAGACAAACACCAGUGAGGACAUUGAAAAGGCGCUGGAGGCCAUUUUGGAAGCCUCUGAAACACCAAUCCUGGAUGAGAUUGAGAGGAUGCUGGAUGCCCAGGAGAACACUGACCUGCAGCAGGAGGCUGGUGAGUUUAUUGAGGAGGCUGCCAUCUUGGACGACUUCCAGGAGUUGGUGUUCCCCCUGCGUCAGAAGUACUCAAACGCCAGAAACAGUGCUCCCUUGGCAGUUGGCAGUCAACUACACCCGGACACAGAUGGGGAAAUGCUGUUUGCUGCCACUUUUCUUUUCCCUUUCUCACUGGUCAAAAGCAAGUCAUAUCUAACUACUGAAAAAGAGAUGACGGACAGGAUGGAAAGGCUUGAACAAGAGAAGAAGGAGAUACUCCAAAAGGUCGCUGAACUGCAGCAACAGGGCGAAGAACUUAAAGAAAAGCAAAAGCAAUCUGAGAAAUCUGCCACUUCAUCUCUGGAGAAGAUCCAGGAACUGGAGAAUAUUGUGCAAGAGAUGGAGAGACAAAAUGAGCGCCUGGACAAGGAAAAUAACUUACUCGCCAGAUCCUUUGACGAUGAGCGAGCCAAUACUGCGAAACAUGAAGAUGUGAUGUCUGAAAUGGACAAAACCAUUGAGAAGUUGAAGCGCAGCAGGAAGAAGACCCAGGACGCACUCUCAAAGGCUACCAUUCUGAUGGAUGAAGCCAAGCUCCGUGAAGAUGCCCAGAAAGUCCAGCGCCAGGUUCUGGAGAAGGAUAUUGCCACCCUGAAGGAGGAGAACCUCUCACUGCACCAUGCUGCCAAGUUGUGGGAGGAGAAGCACAGGGAGAUGAGCGAGCAGAUCAAAGUCUACCAGAAGUCCCAGAAAGACCUGGAGGAUUCCCUCGUUCAGAAGGACCACAACGUUGAGGUUUUGUCUGACCUGCUAGGAGACCUGGAGGCCUGCGAUGACCUGAAAGAUGGAGUUGUGGCUAACGGGGAAGCUUCUAAUGACAAGCAGACCGUCAUCCAAAACCGCAUUAAGCAAAUGAUGGACGUCUCUCGGGUCCAGACCACUCUGUCUGUCGUGGAGGAAGAGCGCGAUCGCUUCAUGACCAAGCUGCUGACCAAAGAGAAGGCCAGGAAAGAGCUGGAAGAACAAUAUCAGCAGCUGGAGCAUGACAUCUUGUUGGUGAAAAGUGACAGGAACCACCUGGAGAACCAGUACAACACCCUGCAGCAGAAGAACGAGAUCAUGACCGAGAUGUACCAGCAGAAGGAGAAUGCUUUGCAGCAGAAGCUGACCAAGGAGGAGUUUGAGCGCCGCAACAAGAAAGACAUGCUGACGGAGGUGGACGGCAAGGCCCUAGAGGCCGAGGAGGAGGUCAAGGUGUAUAGGCAGCGCAUCAAAGAGAUCCAGGACGAGCUGAAACGGACCGAGAAGUCCUACAAAGCCCAGAUGAUUGAGCAGGAGCAGAAAUCCCACGAGAGCUGGGUGAUUGCACGUGCUGCUGAGCGAGCUCUGUUGGACGAGAAGAAGGAAAGAACUAACCUUCGUAACAAACUGACUGACAUGUCCAGCAAGCUGAAUGAGCUCCGUAGGCCUCUGUUCAAGCCCACCCCUGGGAUGGCUCCCAUGCCUCUCCGACGAGGUAAGAACCAAUCCUCAGAGUUCCCUUUGUUAUUUCGUGCUGGCGACUGGCACGUCUGUGGCGCAUUCAGUAAGGCAAAAUCAUCAGAAUAUAACUUGGCUAAUUUCUAUUGUCUUGUCGGUGAUUCGUACGGGCCCUCACCUGUGAGUGGCGGUGCCGUCCCCCCUCUCAUGAUAGAGGGUCCCGGGCGCCCCCCUCUGCCCCCCGUGGGGCGAAGGAACGAGCUCUACGGACCACGACCUCCAUCUGACCCUCACGGCCGUUACCCUCCUGACCACAAACACCCAGUGGCUGCUAGACCUGACACAAUGGCCCCACGUACAUCCUCACUAAGCAAUCUGGACUGCUCGCAGACCACUCCACUAGAGUCAGAGUCACAGGCUGAGGCCCAGGCCUCCACAGAGAACCCAGAGGCAGUGAGUAUUAUGUUCCAGGCAGCGGUGGCAGGGAUUGCGGAUGUGUGUGUGAGCAUGCUUACCCCAGCUGUGGAUCAGUGGCUGGAGUGGCAGGCAGCUGGGUAGUGGCUUCACAUGGUUGUCAGACUUAACAUUGCUGGCUGGAUUCUGACAUGCGUAGUUACUUGUCUUAAGGCGCUUACAGACGGGCCUCGGUAAACGGCAAUUGAACCUCGAGAAAAUCCUGUAGAGACCAGCGGUCCCCGGUUGUUGUCAGUUCGAAGGUUGUCAUUAAAACAUUGUUUGAUUGGUUGGCAAGAUGAACUCUGCUCAUUGGUCACGCAUGUGCCGCUCAAGACUUCAGCUAAUUUAAUAUUUUGAAGCCUUGAGUGCCGAGCCAGCGGCGCCGCUCACUGGAGUGAGUACCACGACCCGAGCCACUAGCAAAACUGAUAGCGUUUUGCCGCUCUACUCCCAUUUGAAGUCUGAUACCUUCGCCGCUUACCGCGGCCCGUCUGUAAGCGCUUUUACAUGUUCCUUACAUUAAGACACCCUCCCUCUUACCCCCACUGAGUGAAAUGGUGGCACUGUUCUACAAAGCCUUAACUUCAGCACAACUACAUGAUGGAUAUCUCAAAUGUGUUAUCAUUUAAAGCUGUGUGUGUGUUUGAGGUUAAUGCUUUGUGGAAACGGUCCUGAUUCCGAAAUCAGUGUGAUUCUUGUGGAACUGUGUAACUUGACUUAUUGUGGGUUAUUGUUGUCUUUCUCGCAUGAUUGUGUUUGUUUUGUUCUAACCUAACGAAACUGUUUGAAUCACAUGAAAGGGGUCUUCACUGUUGGUGCCAGCAACAGGGCUACAAGCACAAUGGACAUAUUGCUAUUCUUCGUUUUAAUGUUGUUUGUUGUUC
Coregonus clupeaformis (lake whitefish) is the source of this 6051-nucleotide messenger RNA. RefSeq names its product transport and Golgi organization protein 1 homolog. Gene Ontology annotation, cellular component: endoplasmic reticulum membrane; endoplasmic reticulum exit site. Lineage: Eukaryota; Metazoa; Chordata; Actinopteri; Salmoniformes; Salmonidae. Gene Ontology annotation, biological process: vesicle cargo loading; protein secretion; endoplasmic reticulum to Golgi vesicle-mediated transport. The record is from RefSeq and is a predicted model, not a curated record. Gene Ontology annotation, molecular function: protein binding.